Rhagoletis pomonella (apple maggot) is the source of this 1261-nucleotide messenger RNA. RefSeq names its product protein lingerer-like. The record is from RefSeq and is a predicted model, not a curated record. Lineage: Eukaryota; Metazoa; Arthropoda; Insecta; Diptera; Tephritidae. Gene Ontology annotation, cellular component: nucleus; cytoplasm.
GUUCGCCGGUAGCACAAACACUUCGUCCUCUCAAUACAGUAGCUUUAGUGCAAGUGCUAAAUUGAAGGAUACGGCAACAGCGUCAAGUGGUUCGCAUUAUGAGGGUGUGUCCUCGAGCAACGUGGCUAGUAGUAGUGGAGCAGCUGGAAACUCAGCAGUGUCGGCCAAUUCGGUGGCGAAUUCGUCAGCGUCGGUUAACUCUAACAACUCAAAUGUGAACAGUAACAGCUCGAGCGUGGGAGCAAACAACAGCGUUAGCAGCGCUAGUAACAGUAAUACAAACAGUAGCAGUACUGUAAGCGGCGGUGGUAGCGGCGCUGGCGGCAGCGGUAGUGGUAGCGGCAGCGGCGGAGGUGGUAGCAGCAGCAGCAACCCCGCAUCUGUGGUGGCCGCAGCAGCUGCAGCCGCAGCCGUUUCAUCAUCUUCAAAUAAAACAAGCGCUAGCGGAAUGGUGCCCAACAUCCAAAUGGUUAGUCAAUAUAUACAGACUGGAUUGCCAUACUAUCAGCAACCAGUUUAUUCUUACGAGGAUAUACAAAUGAUGCAACAGAGAGUGCCACACGUGCAAGGAUAUUACGAUCUCAACUACACUCCGACCAGUUUGGGCACUGGUCGCGAUAACUUGGGCUCUGUAGCAUAUUCCACCAUGACUGAUGCACGUUUCGCUAGAACGGACAAUAAUUCUAGCCCAGUUAGCAACGUGUCAAGUACAAUGUCACAGCAAGCAGGCUCUAGCGGCCCAAUGCUAAAUGUUCCUUACUACUUCUAUAGCGGUAAUGUUAUGCCUGGCAGUUUUCAGUAUGGCACACCGGCCAUUUAUCCGCAGCAAAUUCCAGCUGCUAAUACAGCGUCGGGUGGCCAAUUCCCGAAACCUUCAUACAACACUGGUUAUGGUUCGACCAGUUAUGAUACGUUAUCUCAAGCUUCGCAGGACUAUACAAAGGGCGCUUACCCGUCGAGCGUUAAUCAGCAAUCGAAGUCGCAAAAUGUCGCCAAUCCGCCUCAAACUGGAACGAGUUCGGAUAUUACAUCGUCCAUGUAUGGUAAGGGACAUGUUGCGCUGAAUAAGGUCAAUUCAUAUGAGAAACAAAAUUUCCAUUCGGGCACUCCACCACCAUUCAAUAUGCCGAAUACACAAACAGCUGGUGGCACCUCAGCUCAGCCCUACGGCAUGUACUUGCCAAUGCCGACAGCAGGCCAUCACAAUAUGAUUCAUCAACCAAUCCAUCAGGUAAUGUAAUAGGUAUUAAUACUAUAUUUA